Anopheles stephensi (Asian malaria mosquito) is the source of this 783-nucleotide messenger RNA. RefSeq names its product 28S ribosomal protein S28, mitochondrial (gene mRpS28). Bases 137 to 703 code for a protein of 188 amino acids. The transcript has 3 exons. Lineage: Eukaryota; Metazoa; Arthropoda; Insecta; Diptera; Culicidae. The record is from RefSeq and is a predicted model, not a curated record. Gene Ontology annotation, cellular component: mitochondrial small ribosomal subunit.
CUGUCAAUCGGUCAUCUGUCAAGUGGGGGCUGGGCGAGCAAAACAUUGCGUGCUCGUGUAAUUAUUUUUCCACCUUUCCUGGGGAGGUUUUCUUACCAUAGCCGGCAUUUUAAGGUAAAAGUGCGUGAAUUUCACGAUGGCUCACUUACUUCGGUUCGCUAGUCAACGGUCGGUGUGUGGAGCUUUUAUGCAACCAAUUCGAAUCGGUUCCUGCUGCAAAUUCAGUACGGAAGGCACACCACCAUCCUCCACAGCAGUAUCUUCCGAUGGUCAGACACCGGCUGAAGGUAACCAAAAAGUAGUUGGCGGAUUUGCAAAAGCUUACCAAAAACACAGCGAAUCACUCAGAACGGAACGGCCCAACGAACCACCAAAAACGUUCGCUGCCUUGUUGAGGAAUUCAAAGUUUGUUGAUCUUGGUGAUCCAGAAGGAAAGAUUGUAACUGGGAAAAUAUUCCAUAUAGUGGAAAACGACCUGUACAUCGAUUUUGGGUGGAAGUUUCACUGUGUUUGCACAAGGCCCACCAAGAAUGGCGAGGAUUACGUGAGAGGUGCCCGGGUACGGCUACGGGUUAAGGAUCUCGAACUGUCCACACGCUUUCUGGGAUCGAGCAAAGAUCUUACCCUGCUGGAAGCCGACUGUCAGCUGCUAGGUCUAAUUUCUUCUCCCGCUACCCGUGCACAGCAAUCACGAGGCACGUAAAACUCGCUCAUGUAAUCAGGAGUGACCAGUAACAGUACAUAAGCCGUAGAAAAUAUUACGAUCCACAACCAACAAAACAA